Messenger RNA from Symbiodinium natans, 2661 nucleotides. The record is from the annotation of a GenBank genome assembly. NCBI's taxonomy places the organism in Eukaryota, Dinophyceae, Suessiales, Symbiodiniaceae.
AUGGGGGCAGGAGGAGUGCAUGCAAUAUUUUUUUUGACCUACGCCUUCGGGGUUUCUAUACGCUGGCUGCGACAACUCAGUCGUCGUUUGAUCUUCCAGUGGUCUUCCUUUGCGGGGGAAGCCAAAGUUCACUUUCUCGAAGCUGUUGGCUUGGGCAAGAGUGACAUUGUGCCAGACAAGGCCAAGUUGAAGUUGCUUCGGGCGUGGAUGCUGUGGCGUUUGGUCAUUCGAUGGAGGCAACAUGCGGCCAGAAACGAGGGUGAAGUGCAAGUGCGUGUGAACCUACGGAAGCCACUGCCGACGCUGCUUGCAGAGGCGUGGGAGUGGUAUCCUGCGCACAUGUUGAAGAGAAGAGUGGACCUAGCUCGGUCGAAACAGCUGGACUUGAGCGCCGUCGUUAUGGACGGCAACGCUAAGCUGUCAGGCAGGAUAUGCGGCCGUCCCGCGGCGGAAAUCAUCGACAGCCGUUCGCUGGACAUGUUCACCGUGACCUGUUGCAGCGCGGAGCCUCAGUUCAAGAAACGGCGUUGCAUGAAACACGACACCAGCCAUGCUCCAGCAGAUCCGUUGCCCGAACAGUCUGAAGUCAUUACUGCCCAUCGUCGUGUUCGAAGAGCAGGACAAGGGGAACUGUAUGAUGUGUUUUUGAAAGUGAAGGAUGCUCCAAAUUUGGCAGGCCGAUGGGUCAAUGCGUCCCUUGUGACAGCCACGCAACUACACGAGUACUGGCGAAAAUUGGAAGCCUCUGGCUUCGUUCCGGAAAAGUCGGCAGCUGAAGAUCUGGCUGCUAGCAAAUUGGUGGAGGCUGUUGGUGAGAUCAAUGUUCUGAUCCACGAUGACAGUUGUCAUCUCCGGCGUUUCUCGGAGAGGCAUCGACACGCCGUGCGCUGCAUCCGUUCGCGUUACGUGCGGGAUUUCUUCUUGCAGGAGGUAGCAGAUUCCCGCAACACUGUUGCUGGACCAGAGCCGGCAGGCGCGGAUGCUGUCCCCGCGCCAAAACGGCGGAUUCGCGUGGUGGCUUCCAGGAGUGCUGGAGAAGGUCACAGCAGCAUGACCUGCAAGACGGGCGUGAGCUACGAGUCCCGCAGCGCCACGUGCAACGUGGUUGGCGUCGGCAACAUUCAUUCUGGCCCUUUCCUUGGCUUGGUGAAGCUAGGAGGAGAGACUGGCAACCAUGAAGUAGCAGCGAUGGAAAGAAUCCUUUUCCUUUUCGGAAGACCAAUUUCUCCCCAUGCUCCGCUUGCAGAGUCGAUAGAGCUGCCAGCUGACUUCCAGAGGGUGUCGUGGGUGCCACUCUUACCGAACAUGCUGGAGGCUUUGGGCCUCACACGUGAGGCGAGUGGCUCGGGAGAAUCUGCUCGCUGUCACCGACGGCCCGAGUUUGCAGUUGCCAACCGGACCAUUCCUGUUCCAGACAUCGAGUCCAUGGCGCACAGGGUGCUGCAUUAUUUUGCUGAUCCGCGUGCGGUGGUGGAGUUCACUGAGGAGGCCCAGGAACUCUUUGUGGCCUACGCGGUGCUUCGUGACAACGACGACGAUUCGGCGGCGAGGAAGGGAACGGCCACAUGGCACCUCGGUGUGCUGGCAGCUGCCCAGUUAGUCUGGGACAUCGCGACGGAGCAGGCAGACUCCAGACUGGUGGCAGAAUCGAGGCUUCGCAUCCAAGCACAUCACGUGCUUCGCGCGUAUGACGCCCUCAGGUUGACUCAUGACGUAUUGGGCUUGUGCGUGAAUGGCAGCGUGGUGGCGCCCGGUAGCGCAGAGCAGGCACUGUCACAAGCGGCAAGUGCUGCGCAGCAGCUGGAGUCAGCGCUGGAGCAGCAGCGGAUCCCAGAAAGUCAGUUCGUGAAGUUCGAAGUUGCGCAGCAGAGGAUGGCGAGCCAGGCCAUGUCUUCAGCCAAAGCAGUAAUGUUGCGUACGCUUCUUCGGGGCGAACCCGUUAUUUUUGCUCGUCGCGUCGUGGAUGCUUGCUCGAAGAAGACGACUGUUGACAACAAAACAGUUAGGACGUCGUUACAGCUGGCGCACUGGCUCGCGGUCAUCAACGCAGGCAUGGAACAGCACUGCAUCGGUGAGGUGCAGACGCUGGCUGACCGCAAGGGCCCACGGCUGGUGCUACACCUUCCCAAGUCCAAUAAUCGAGAAGCUGUGCGUGUGUGUCACAACCGGCUGAUGGCUUUGUGUGGCUUGAGUUUUGCAGCUUUUUCGAAGCGUUUGGUAGAAGUCGCAUCCAAAGGAGGCGGCUCAGGCGCCCGGGUCGUGGCGGCCACUGCAGAUGAGCAGGUGUCGGAAGAGGGUGUGUUGGCCGUGCGACCAAGAGCUGCUAACUCAACAGCGGCGCCAAAGGCGAGCGUUGUCGUGCGACCAAGAGCUGCUAAGUCAAGAGCGGCGCCGAAGGCGAGCAUUGUUGCGAAGCAAGAGAUAGUCUCACACGAUGUUGGUUUGGCGACAACUUCUAAGGCCAGGGCUGCGCCUACAGCACGCAGGGCUGCCAAGACGGCAGUAAAGAAAGAAGUCGUGGAGGAGGAUGAUGAUGAUUGCAUCAUAAUCGAAGCAUCUGUGCCAGCGUCGUCCGCUAGGGAGAAGACGCAGGACGCAGGGGACAGUCAGGGAAGCAAGCGCCGGAAGCUGAAUGAACAGCUCGGCAAUUGGCAUUGCUAG